Molecule: messenger RNA, 3464 nt
Organism: Magallana angulata
Lineage: Eukaryota; Metazoa; Mollusca; Bivalvia; Ostreida; Ostreidae
Product: multiple epidermal growth factor-like domains protein 10
Exons: 17
Coding region: 1-2439 (812 amino acids)
Molecular function (GO): scavenger receptor activity
Source: RefSeq, a predicted model, not a curated record
AUGGAGACUUUGUGGAUGUUCUUACUGAGCAAAAAUUUGGCAUUGAACAAAUCAGCAUGGCAGCAGCACCCUUACUAUCAUAGAAGAGAUUGGGGAGCGGGGCGUGCUGUUGACGGUCUAUAUACAGACCUGUCUGGUUGGGGUGGACAGUGUACGGUAUCUGGAAACAAUCAAAAUACAGCAGAAUUGUGGGUAGAUCUGGGAGAAGUACUCAGUAUACACCAUAUCUUUAUACAGUACAGGACGGACAAUAUGGAUUGGGACAUUUCGAACGGUUACACAUCUAGAUUCUUAGGAUUCUCUGUGUACAUAUCGAACACAACGAAAAAAGAUGAUGGGGUGCUGUGUUUUAAAGACAGAAAUUAUACCAGAGCCACAAUACCCAACCCUACAAACAUAACAUGUAUCACACACGGGAGAUACGUUUUCUACUACAACAACAGGACAUAUCCAUAUUCUCCUGGGUAUUCUCACUACGCCCACAACGAACUGUGUGAACUAGAAGUGUAUGGAUGUCCCAUGCCAGGAUACUACGGAAAAAACUGUUCCUUAUCCUGCCCACUGAAAUGUCAAGAAGGUCACUGUAAUGUUAUUGAUGGAACGUGUCUGGGUUGUGUUGACGGAUACCAAGGUCCAUAUUGUAACAAUGAGUGCAGCAUUGGCACGUAUGGGCUUGAAUGUGAAAAUUUAUGUGGUAACUGUAGUAACCGUAAUCGGUGUAAUCACGUGAACGGAAGUUGUCCAAACGGAUGUGAUGUAGGGUUUUUUGGUGAUGAAUGUAAUAAAGCCUGUCUUCCUGGUUGGUAUGGUCAAAACUGCACAAACAAAUGUCAUCAGAAUUGCUUAAGCUGUAACCGAUUCAAUGGUGACUGUAAGUUUGGAUGUAAGCCUGGGUGGAAAGGAAUAAACUGUGAAAAUGCAUGCGAUGGUCAUAUGUAUGGGAUUAAUUGUACAGAGAAGUGUGGUUCGUGUCUAAACGUUGAACAAUGUCACCACAUAAAUGGGACUUGUAUGAAUGGAUGUGACAGAGGAUUCCAUGGUUCUUAUUGUAUUGAAGCAUGUUCAAACGGGUCGUAUGGAUACAACUGUAACGAUACCUGUAGCACUCAUUGCCAGCUGUCUGGGAUGUGUGAUAGGAAAACAGGACAUUGUUACUGUCAAGUCGGUUGGAAACCAGAAAAAUGUGACUCAUCAUGCGAUGGUCAUAUGUAUGGGAUCAAUUGUACAGAGAAGUGUGGUUCGUGUCUAAACGUUGAACAAUGUUACCACAUUAAUGGGACAUGUUUGAAAGGAUGUGACAGAGGAUUCAUUGGCCCUAGUUGUAUAGAAGAAUGUCCAAAAGGGUCGUAUGGAUACAACUGUCAACACAACUGUAGCAUCCAUUGUCAGAUGUCUGGAAUAUGUGACAGGAAAACAGGACAUUGCCACUGUCAAGUGGGGUGGAAACCAGAUACAUGUGACUCGCCUUGUCUUCCGGGUUGGUAUGGUCCAAAUUGUACUAUCAAAUGUGGUGCAAACUGCAACAGCUGUAACAGAUUUAAUGGUGACUGUGAGUUUGGAUGUAAACGUGGAUGGAAUGGAUUAACCUGCCAAAAUGAAUGUAGCGAAAACACUUAUGGAUUAGACUGUAAACAGAUCUGUGGAAACUGCAGAAAUGGAGAACAGUGUCAUCACGUGAACGGUGGCUGCCCUAAUGGGUGUGACAAAGGAGCCACAGGCGUUAAAUGUGCCAUUGCCUGUCAUCAUGGUAGCUAUGGUUACAAUUGUGAAGACAAAUGUAGCAUCAACUGUGAAUUUCCAGAGAGAUGUGACAGGGUGACAGGGCGGUGUAAGGGAGAGUGCAAAGUGGGAUGGAAAGGACAGACUUGUGAUACUAGAUGCAACGGAGGUAAAUUUGGGGAAAAUUGCGCAAAUGAUUGCGGUCACUGUUUGCACAAAGAACAAUGCCACUACAUAGAUGGCACAUGUUCCAAUGGAUGUAACGAUGGGUAUCAAGGCAUUCAGUGUAAAAACAUUUGCAGUAACAACACAUAUGGAUCAAACUGCUCUCUGAGUUGUGGAAACUGUCUUUACGUGUACGGGGAACAAUGUCACCACGUGACUGGUCAAUGUCCACGUGGAUGUGUCAGUGGAUUUCAAGGAGACUUUUGUGUUGAAGAAAAUGACCUGUUUCUGCUAUCGUCUGAAGCAAGAUGUCAGCUGGCAGCUCCACUCUACUCUUUUAUUUCAUUGUUCUGUGUCAGUGUUCUCAUCAUUGUAUGCUUAGUUUUCAGAGUUUUAAGAAACCAUUUGCCAAAGUGCAAACAUAAGCAAGAAAACAAGAAAACUGGAAACUUCAGCUCCAGUAAAAUUUCUAAUAUCAUGUAUACGGGCGACAAUUGUGCUUAUGAUGAAGUUGGUGAAGUUACAAAGAAUCCGGAUUAUGAUGAACUUCAAUAAUUAUUGCUACUCAAACAUGACUAGGAGUAAAUUUUAUUAGAAUGAUUAUAUAAUUGCAAUUUCUGCAAAGUUUUAAGACUUGGAUAUUUUAAUAUUAAUGAUAUUGAAACAAAAUGCAUGCAUGUGAUUUUGUUACUGAUUUGCAUCAGUAUGUUAAAUCAAGUGAGAAUAUAAAAUGUUGUUUGUUUGGUUUUCAUUAAAGUUCAUGUUGAAACUAGAAGCUGACAACAAAACAUAAACUAAUUAUUAAUCUUAACAGCUGAUUUUAGGUAUUACAAAAGAAAACCUCUUUCAAGUAUUACAAUGACAGUAUUGCCUUUAUUUCAGCUCACGCAUAUUUUCAUUGAAAUUACAAGAAAACACAGAUAUGGUAAAGAAAUGAUGUACGAAGAAUUUCAUCUCUGUUUUUUUUUCUUAUAAGUAUUACAUUAUGUUUUUAUAAUGUUUAUGUAAAUAAACAGGUUAUUACAAUAUUAAAUAUUAAUAUUAAAAUAAAGCUUGCUCCUUAAAUAAUCAUUACCUAUUGCAAGAUAUACAAAAUAAAGAACUCUCUGUCUUUCUCUCUCUCUUUCUCUCUCUCUCUCUCUCUCUCUCUCUCUCUCUCUCUCUCUCUCUCUCUCUCUCUCUCUCUCUAUUUCUCUCUCAAGUAUACUCUUAGUACACUUAUUACCGGAAACAUAAUUUGAUAAAAUUUUAUUUCUGUUUUAUUACCACAACCUUGAAUAAUCUUAACAAAGUAUUAUACAAUUAUUGAAUAUAACAAAUUGCAUUAUAAAGAAAUCGAAAUAAGUUGUCCAUGUAGCUUCCCUGUACAGUUUUAAGCGGGUGUUUAAUGUAUCUAAUUCAUUCUUUAAUGGCGAUCUUAACACCUUGAAAAAAUAAAGAUGCAUAAGUAAGAGUAUCUAAGUUGUACAUUAUAAGAUCGUUCUACGUUAUUUGAUCUAAUCGACAAUAAUGACGAUUAAGAUAUUCUACUUAAAAAAAUAGAAAAAAAACCAUGAUUAAGAUCAUACUGUUGUUAUUUA